Coregonus clupeaformis (lake whitefish) is the source of this 4471-nucleotide messenger RNA. RefSeq lists its product as uncharacterized. Gene Ontology annotation, molecular function: protein binding. NCBI's taxonomy places the organism in Eukaryota, Metazoa, Chordata, Actinopteri, Salmoniformes, Salmonidae. The transcript has 6 exons. Bases 3317 to 4279 code for a protein of 320 amino acids. The record is from RefSeq and is a predicted model, not a curated record.
AUUGUCUCAGUCCCAGAUAACUAUACCCUCUAGCAUCCUAAUUGUCUCAGUCCCAGAUAACUAUUCCCUCUAGCAUCCUAAUUGUCUCAGUCCCAGAUAACUAUUCCCUCUAGCAUCCUAAUUGUCUCAGUCCCAGAUAACUAUUCCCUCUAGCGUCCUAAUUGUCUCAGUCCCAGAUAACUAUUCCCUCUAGCGUCCUAAUUGUCUCAGUCCCAGAUAACUAUUCCCUCUAGCAUCCUAAUUGUCUCAGUCCCAGAUAACUAUUCCCUCUAGCAUCCUAAUUGUCUCAGUCCCAGAUAACUAUUCCCUCUAGCAUCCUAAUUGUCUCAGUCCCAGAUAACUAUACCCUCUAGCAUCCUAAUUGUCUCAGUCCCAGAUAACUAUACCCUCUAGCGUCCUAAUUGUCUCAGUCCCAGAUAACUAUUCCCUCUAGCAUCCUAAUUGUCUCAGUCCCAGAUAACUAUUCCCUCUAGCAUCCUAAUUGUCUCAGUCCCAGAUAACUAUUCCCUCUAGCAUCCUAAUUGUCUCAGUCCCAGAUAACUAUUCCCUCUAGCAUCCUAAUUGUCUCAGUCCCAGAUAACUAUUCCCUCUAGCAUCCUAAUUGUCUCAGUCCCAGAUAACUAUUCCCUCUAGCAUCCUAAUUGUCUCAGUCCCAGAUAACUAUUCCCUCUAGCAUCCUAAUUGUCUCAGUCCCAGAUAACUAUUCCCUCUAGCAUCCUAAUUGUCUCAGUCCCAGAUAACUAUACCCUCUAGCGUCCUAAUUGUCUCAGUCCCAGAUAACUAUUCCCUCUAGCGUCCUAAUUGUCUCAGUCCCAGAUAACUAUACCCUCUAGCGUCCUAAUUGUCUCAGUCCCAGAUAACUAUUCCCUCUAGCAUCCUAAUUGUCUCAGUCCCAGAUAACUAUUCCCUCUAGCAUCCUAAUUGUCUCAGUCCCAGAUAACUAUUCCCUCUAGCAUCCUAAUUGUCUCAGUCCCAGAUAACUAUUCCCUCUAGCAUCCUAAUUGUCUCACAGCUUAACGUUCUUGUGUUCAUUGUUGCCCCUAAUACGUUUUACCUCAUUGUUGUGAACUGGUUUUGGGAUGUGGAAGGCCAGAGCUUUUUUAUUGUCCAAAACCUGUUUUAUUUGGAUGGUUGGGUGGUAAAGGGAUCAUAACCUGUUUUAUUUGGACGGUUGGGUGGUAAAGGGAUCAUAACCUGUUUUAUUUGGACGGUUGGGUGGUAAAGGGAUCAUAACCUGUUUUAUUUGGACGGUUGGGUGGUAAAGGGAUCAUAACCUGUUUUAUUUGGACGGUUGGGUGGUAAAGGGAUCAUAACCUGUUUUAUUUGGACGGUUGGGUGGUAAAGGGAUCAUAACCUGUUUUAUUUGGACGGUUGGGUGGUAAAGGGAUCAUAACCUGUUUUAUUUGGACGGUUGGGUGGUAAAGGGAUCAUAACCUGUUUUAUUUGGACGGUUGGGUGGUAAAGGGAUCAUAACCUGUUUUAUUUGGACGGUUGGGUGGUAAAGGGAUCAUAACCUGUUUUAUUUGGACGGUUGGGUGGUAAAGGGAUCAUAACCUGUUUUAUUUGGACGGUUGGGUGGUAAAGGGAUCAUAACCUGUUUUAUUUGGACGGUUGGGAGGUAAAGGGAUCAUAACCUGUUUUAUUUGGACGGUUGGGUGGUAAAGGGAUCAUAACCUGUUUUAUUUGGACGGUUGGGUGGUAAAGGGAUCAUAACCUGUUUUAUUUGGACGGUUGGGUGGUAAAGGGAUCAUAACCUGUUUUAUUUGGACGGUUGGGUGGUAAAGGGAUCAUAACCUGUUUUAUUUGGACGGUUGGGUGGUAAAGGGAUCAUAACCUGUUUUAUUUGGACGGUUGGGUGGUAAAGGGAUCAUAACCUGUUUUAUUUGGACGGUUGGGUGGUAAAGGGAUCAUAACCUGUUUUAUUUGGACGGUUGGGUGGUAAAGGGAUCAUAACCUGUUUUAUUUGGACGGUUGGGAGGUAAAGGGAUCAUAACCUGUUUUAUUUGGACGGUUGGGUGGUAAAGGGAUCAUAACCUGUUUUAUUUGGACGGUUGGGUGGUAAAGGGAUCAUAACCUGUUUUAUUUGGACGGUUGGGUGGUAAAGGGAUCAUAACCUGUUUUAUUUGGACGGUUGGGUGGUAAAGGGAUCGUAACCUGUUUUAUUUGGACGGUUGGGUGGUAAAGGGAUCAUAACCUGUUUUAUUUGGACGGUUGGGUGGUAAAGGGAUCAUAACCUGUUUUAUUUGGACGGUUGGGUGGUAAAGGGAUCAUAACCUGUUUUAUUUGGACGGUUGGGUGGUAAAGGGAUCAUAACCUGUUUUAUUUGGACGGUUGGGUGGUAAAGGGAUCAUAACCUGUUUUAUUUGGACGGUUGGGUGGUAAAGGGAUCAUAACCUGUUUUAUUUGGACGGUUGGGUGGUAAAGGGAUCAUAACCUGUUUUAUUUGGACGGUUGGGUGGUAAAGGGAUCAUAACCUGUUUUAUUUGGACGGUUGGGAGGUAAAGGGAUCAUAACCUGUUUUAUUUGGACGGUUGGGUGGUAAAGGGAUCAUAACCUGUUUUAUUUGGACGGUUGGGAGGUAAAGGGAUCAUAACCUGUUUUAUUUGGACGGUUGGGUGGUAAAGGGAUCAUAACCUGUUUUAUUUGGACGGUUGGGUGGUAAAGGGAUCAUAACCUGUUUUAUUUGGACGGUUGGGUGGUAAAGGGAUCAUAACCUGUUUUAUUUGGACGGUUGGGUGGUAAAGGGAUCAUAACCUGUUUUAUUUGGACGGUUGGGUGGUAAAGGGAUCAUAACCUGUUUUAUUUGGACGGUUGGGUGGUAAAGGGAUCAUAACCUGUUUUAUUUGGACGGUUGGGUGGUAAAGGGAUCAUAACCUGUUUUAUUUGGACGGUUGGGUGGUAAAGGGAUCAUAACCUGUUUUAUUUGGACGGUUGGGUGGUAAAGGGAUCAUAACCUGUUUUAUUUGGACGGUUGGGUGGUAAAGGGAUCAUAACCUGUUUUAUUUGGACGGUUGGGUGGUAAAGGGAUCAUAACCUGUUUUAUUUGGACGGUUGGGUGGUAAAGGGAUCAUAACCUGUUUUUAUUUGGACGGUUGGGUGGUAAAGGGAUCAUAACCUGUUUUAUUUGGACGGUUGGGUGGUAAAGGGAUCAUAACCUGUUUUAUUUGGACGGUUGGGUGGUAAAGGGAUCAUAACCUGUUUUAUUUGGACGGUUGGGUGGUAAAGGGAUCAUAACCUGUUUUUAUUUGGACGGUUGGGUGGUAAAGGGAUCAUAACCUGUUUUAUUUGGACGGUUGGGAGUUCUAGGAACCAUCUGAUGGUGUGGGACCUGGAGUCUGGGUAUAUCAAAGGGAGGAUGAAAGCUUCCCACACAGAGUCUCUCCUGUCCAGCAGCACCGUCAGAGACAGACAGUCCCAGAUACAACCAAAGGACACCACAGGACUAUUUCCUCUAGCUGUAGUGAUGCCCUGGGACAGACGAACAGACAGCCAGUCUGCUAAGUGGAGGAGGCUGGAGAGGGAGGCCGAGGAGCAACGGAAGCUGGACAGGGAGAAAUACAACUCCGUAGACCAGUACCUUCUCAGUGGGGACCAACAGGUGGUGGUGUGUUCCUAUUUCUCCCACCACCUCAACGUGUUCAGCGUGGGGUCCCAGGACCACCUCCACACCCUGGAGGACAGGACAUCCCUGCUGAUCCUCCACACCGCUGCCCUCACCCACCCCGGGGGACACCUGGUCCUGGCCAACUACUGCCAGGCUCAACGUACACCCUACCUCACCCUCUGGGACCUGCAGAAAGGCACAGUGAGGAAAAGAUUGAAGAACGAGCCAGGAGUCUGUUGUGUGGCGAUCACAGAUGACGCCAGCAGAGUCGCCUUUGGGGUCAGCGGAUGUAACAAGCUUAAAGUGUGGGAUCCCUUCAGGAGGAAUCACAAGACUAUCUCUGGCUACGCCAGCCUGAGACUAGGAGGGUCCAACCAGCUUUAUAUCACUGAGGGAGGAGCCAAAGCCAUUCUACUAGCAGGUGAGCUGAGCCUAUGGGACCUGGAGGCCUGCAACGUCCUGUCUGUCCUCUCCCCAGAUGCCCACGUACAGUGUCUGACCCUCCUUGGAGGAGACGAAAAUAGUAGCGCCCUAUUGUUAGGCCUUAGCCACAGUCCUGCCCUCAUCACAGUCAGGCUGACGUCACAAUCACAUGGGGGGGUCGCCACGGCAACCAACGUCAGGGACGACGACUUGUUCGCAGAGUCCAGUAGUAGCGAGGAUGGAGAUGACUAGGACAGUCAGACUGGAGUAGAGAUUGUUCUGGAACUUUAUUUGAUAUAUAUUUUAUUUUUUAAUCAUGCUUUGAGUAUUUUGAAAUAUCCUGAUUUACUAAAGACACUUCUUCAGCCUUCGAACAGGAUGACCUGAUAAGCAGAAUGGAAUGUAAAAUGCAUAUUUCAAGAAAAUACAAGUAUUGGUCCCCGA